Messenger RNA from Serendipita indica DSM 11827, 1236 nucleotides. NCBI's taxonomy places the organism in Eukaryota, Fungi, Basidiomycota, Agaricomycetes, Sebacinales, Serendipitaceae. The record is from the annotation of a GenBank genome assembly.
AUGACAUCCCCUUGCAUUUCAGACGUUCUUCCUGCAGAGAUUCUGCGAACUAUUCUACGCUAUGCUACUAGUUCCCCCCGUGUCUUUGACACCUCGCCCGAGAACGUUUCAGCGGCAGCGCAGGAAACGGCAAACCUCCUUUCAUUCUAUGGGCAAGAUAUUUUGGACAGUCUACCCACCAAGCGAUCGCUUUCUCGCGUCAGCAAGCUAUUCCAUCAGCUUGUCGAGGAGUUUUUGCUGGAAGCAAUUGUGGUCACAGAGUAUGAUCGUCUGGCACAGUUGCGCAUCGUCCUGUCGUCGGAGCGGAGUAUGCCGAGAUCAGGAAAUGGAGCCUUAUUAAAGGGGUCAUAUUGCAGGCGGAUGGAUUUCCUGCUCGGUCGGCGAGGACAUUACUGGGCAGGAGAGGGCCAAUACAAAGGAUUCAAAUCUCUAUGGGGCCUUCUUCCCAACUUGACAAACCUCGAGCUCCUCAUUAUCGACCCGUACCAGAGUGGCACCCUUUGGGAAACGCAAAUCACGCUCUCCAAGGGAUUCUGGAGCCUGUUGAGGACCAGAUGCGCCCAUUCACUGCGACUACUACAUAUCAACAAUGUCGAGGCGGAUGCGGGACAUAUCCACCUCGCCCUCGCGCCGUUUACCAACCUCGAGAGUCUGGAGCUUCGAGGUGGUUGGCACGGCAGGACGCUUCCGCCAGAGACUCCAACCACGACGCUUCCUCGACUACACAAUCUCCGAGCUUUCUACCCGGAGAUUAUGAGUAGCAUUUCGAUGCCGGCAUUACAGCACGCCGCCAUUAUCACGUCUACCAUUAUUAGCGAUGGAUCUACGCUAAAGAUUCGACCAGAUGUGCUAACAGAGCUCGAUUACUGCGGUCCACCUAUGGACAUUUUCGAGCUCUGCGAUGCGUUUCCGAAUCUGAGACGGUUUGGGAUUUACAAACCUCGUAUAUCUAACCCAGGAAGUAUACCGUGGACGCAUAAUGGAGGCUGCGCAGAAAAGCUAGAAGAGAUUGAUGUCUUUAAUCUUCAUUCUUUGUCGCUUGCACCAUCCCUCAUACACACCCUGGUGACGCAUUGUAGGGUGGGAUCGUUUCCGGCGCUGAGACGGGUCAAAUAUGUCGAGCAAGAGUGCUACUUCCAUGAAGCGGAAGUCCAAUCCGUGGAACCGGAUUCCAAGUCGCUGACACAACUAGGGAUAGACUUUAUCAUCGAGAAGAAAUGGUUCCCCUUGUACUAG